Messenger RNA from Trichoderma aggressivum f. europaeum, 5310 nucleotides. RefSeq lists its product as uncharacterized. NCBI's taxonomy places the organism in Eukaryota, Fungi, Ascomycota, Sordariomycetes, Hypocreales, Hypocreaceae. Gene Ontology annotation, cellular component: membrane. The transcript has 2 exons. The record is from RefSeq and is a predicted model, not a curated record. Bases 1 to 5310 code for a protein of 1769 amino acids.
AUGUCUGCGCCAUAUUGGGGUGCAUUGCCCCAGCCCAAGGGCGUCCAAAGCCGACGAGUCUCGGCAGACUACACUAAUGAAUUCUCGCAAAACGACCAGCGACGCUCGCUAGACGUCCAGCCGCAACGCAAGGCGAACCGUGCCUCAAUCCAGACAACUUACACCGAGGCUCCCACCGACACAACUUUCAGUCCCAACUCCCCGACGUCGGCAGCUGAGUACCAAGGUCUGGCUCCCAGACCGGCAUCAUAUCGUGGAUUCGGGUUUCCUCAAGAGCAAACGUACGAAGGAUACGACAGGCAAGAUCGACGGUCAAAUCGCAUCCCCGACGAGUUCGGUGCCGCCUCUCCAGCUCCCUCUGCCACGGAUACUAUAAUUCGAGGGCCACCUACAAACUACCGCGAUCCUUACGCAAACGAAUCUCAGCGAGACGUACCACUGCUGUUUGGCGAUAAUGUGCCUACCCGCACAGAUAGUACUGCGUCUAUUCAGCUCCAAAGAAGCGCAACAACGGGGCAGGGCGAACGGCGCAAAAAGUUAACAGACAAUCGAUCACCCCUCCAGAGGCUUGAGCUGACGCUCGACAGCAUGACCAAAGAGGAGAAGAGGGCAAGAGUGGAAGUUGCAGAACAGCGAGCCAGAGCGAGGGCUGCGAAGAAGGCUGCCGCUGAGUCUGGGGAAAGCCGUCCUCAAACCCUCGACUAUCAGUCCUCGCCCUCGGCUCCCAGCCGACGCCAACAACAACCCCCGGCGGCGAUUGAGCCAAUCAGCCCAGUUCCUCAGAGAACAACGCCCCAGCGAGAUGCUGUCCCUCCCAAAGAUUCGGGCAUGCAACCGAUAUCACCCCCACGACGAGUGGCCGAAGACCAAUACUACCGUCAGAACCAGGAUCAGGCCCCCCGUCAGCCUAGACAACUACCGCAGCCACCGGUGCGUGAGGAGCGCCAACCGAGGCAAUUACCUCAACCGCCUGUACGUGAGGAUCCUCAACCAAGACAAUUGCCUCAACCACCCAUACGCGAUGAGCAGCGCAGAUAUUAUCCACAGGAAGCUCCCCGGCCCGAUGAUCAACGCCGAUACGUUAGCCAAGAGUCUCCUCAGCGGCCUCGGGCCAGCAUGGACCAGAGACAAUUUGUUCCAGAGGCCGAUGCUCCUAAGCGCAAUCUCAGCUUCCGCGAACGCGAUGUUUGGCGUGAAGCGAAGCCCCUUGACGCAGAUGUGAACCAGCCCACAAAGGAAUCCAGCGGCUUUUCCUUGACGCGCAGUGGAAGCAACAAGUUAAGAAAGGAUCCCCCAGCAGAUGUCUGGCACCGGAUACGCGUCGAAGCAGAGCGACGAUUGCCACCGGGGGCACAGCCUGACCAGGCUCAAUACAAAGACUCGACCCAGUCUCCCAAGGCCGCAGCAGGGACAGCACCGCUACCACAAGAACGUAACAGAGAGCCGGCCCCGUUACCUCUUGCGGCAAACAAUGGAACGAAUGCCCGGCCAGAAACAAAGAGGCCUUCCCAGUCUGCUACCGAGGCCGAGAUCCAGGCUAUGCAACGGCGGGCUACUGAGCCCAUCUAUGCCCGGGAAGAGAAGGGGCUUAACGCCGAUUAUGCCCCCGCGGCUGCCAUUGGCAGGAUCAUUUACGAGGCGAGUCAAAAAGCCCGAGGACGCUUUCCACAAUCGAGCCCAGCAGCAAAGAGCUUGGAAGAUCAGACGGGCCACGAUCUAAUAGAGGACGCACAGGAGCCCCAGGAACCCCAGGAGCCACAGAUUCCGCAUAUGCCACAGGAUUCGAGGGCAAUGCGAAUGCCACAGGAACCACAAAUGCCAUACAUGCCACAGGAACAGAGGGCAGUGCGAAUGCCACAGGAACCACAAGUGCCAUACGUGCCACAAGAGCAGAGGGCCAUGCGAAUGCCACAGGAACCACAAGUGCCAUACGUGCCACAGGAACAGAGGGCCAUGCGAAUGCCACAAGAGCCGCAAAUGCCACAAACGCAAAUGCCACACAUGCCACAGGAACAGAGGGCAACGAGAAUGCCACAAGAGCCGCAAAUAUCACAGCCACAAAUGCUACAGCCGCAAAUGCCACGCAUGCCACAGGAACAGAGGGCAAUCAGAAUGCCACAAGAGCCCCAAAUGCUACAGCCACCAAUGCCAAUGCCACACAUGUCACAGGAGUCACAAGAGCUAGAGGAGCAUCACGAAUCAAGAUUGGUAUUCAAGAACCCAGCAGAGAUGCACCCUGGCGAUGGCCUCUACAGUUCUCCUCAGUGGUUAGAUGAAUGGAAGAAGGGUACCGUCGGUACUCUAUCCGGCAAUCUUCUCGACCUCAAUGGCGGUAUUUCUGCUGGAUCAGUAGAGAAGAUCGGCGCUUGGGGGGACAGGGAGCAAGGAGGCCAUCACAGAAGAAACGCCAGCAUGACGACGAGGCCGCGCAAGGCCGAAGCGUUUGAUGGUGAAUAUGACAAUACGAAUGGCGCACCCACUCGAUUCAAACCAGCCUUGUAUCUCAAAUGCGGCCCGCUCCUGAGAUACUGCGGCAUGCGCCACGAACAAGCUCUACCAAGGCCUCGGGGUGCAAAUGCUGCUCAAGAUCGUGAGAUUUGGAGGGGAAGCGUCAUGAUUGUCACCAAUGAUGCAGAAUCAUCCUAUGAAAUUGCACCGACGCUUCGGCUCUUUGUACAGGAUGUUGAAUUGUUACCUCCACCUCCACACCAGGUCGACGGCGAACUCUCACCUGAGUAUGUGGAUCCCAUCGCUGGGCAUCCCAAACUUGGUCGCCGUGGUGAGACACUAUAUGUUCGGCCUGUGGACCACCUUGAAGAGGGUAGAGAUUUGUCACAUGUCGAGUCUGAGGAUGGCUUGUUUGAGAGUACAAGGAGUCCGCCAGAUGAGCCUUUGCCGCAAGGGCUCAACGACUAUCCUGGAUCUUUCGCUAGCCGCCGAGGACGGGUAGAUAUCGACGGGGAGAAGAUGCAAAAGUACAAGGACGUGAGGGGCUUCCGUCUUCAUGCCGAACGAGGCUGUACGUUCUGGCGGUUCAACAUUGAAGUUGAGCUUCGGGAACUGCAGCAGCGAAUCGCAUACCGCAUUAACCGUGGCCCAGCCAUGGCUUUCUGGGUUCCCGCACGUGGGCAAACAAUGAACAUGAUGUUUUAUACUUGCAACGGUUUCAGUCUUACCGUCAAUUCUAAUGAGAUGAGCGGACCUGACCCCAUGUGGCGCGAUGUGUUGAACGCGCAUCAGACACAGCCAUUCCAUGCCAUGAUUGGCGGAGGGGACCAGAUUUACAACGACUGCGUCGCCUACGACAGUCCCCUCUUUGACGAAUGGCUGCAGAUUAACGUUGCAGAGAAGAAACUGAACGCAGCCUUCACGCCUGAGUUGCAGGCCGAGCUGGAGUCUUUCUACUUGGAGCGAUAUUGCACCUGGUUUUCACAAGGCCUGUUCGGAUUGGCUACCUCGCAAAUCCCCAUGGUCAACAUGUAUGAUGACCAUGACAUUUUCGACGGAUACGGCUCCUACUCUCACCCGGACAUGAGCUCACCUGUAUUCUCUGGGCUGGGGCGUGUGGGGUUCAAAUACUACAUGCUCUUCCAACAUCAAAGCAUUGUGACCGAGACGGAAGCUUCUGAACCAAGCUGGAUCUUGGGUGAGCAGCCGGGCCCCUACAUCCAAGAGGUUAGCCACAGUCUGUAUAUGUCGAUGGGUGGAAAGGUUGCCUUACUUGCUGUCGACGCUCGCACCGAAAGAACCGAAGACACGGUCUUGGAUGAGAAGACGUGGGAGAAAAUUACAAGCAGGAUGUACGCAGAGAUCAGACGGGGACAAGUGGAGCACCUACUUGUGCUCUUGGGUGUCCCUAUUGCCUAUCCCCGUCUGGUAUGGCUGGAGAAUAUAUUGACCUCGAAAUUGAUGACUCCGGUCAAAGCGCUUGGCAGGACAGGAGUGCUUGGUAAACAUAUGAACAAUAUUGACGGCGGCUAUGAGAUUCUGGAUGAUCUCAAUGACCACUGGACAGCCAAGAAUCAUAAAAAGGAACGCACAAUCAUCAUCGAGGAUUUGCAAGAUUUGGCUAUCGACCGAUCUGUUCGAAUCACCAUCUUGAGUGGCGAUGUUCACCUUGGUGCCAUUGGCCAGUUUUAUUCCAACCCCAAGCUGGGCCUACCGAAGCACAAGGACCCUAGGUACAUGCCCAAUAUUGUGUCUUCUGCUAUCGUCAAUCGCCCGCCCCCGGACAUUGUUGCCGACAUGCUCAACAAGCGCAACAAGGUCCAUCACUUUGACAAGCAGACAGAUGAAUGCAUGAUUCCGAUUUUCCAAAAUGGCGUCGAUGGCAAGCCGAGGAACAACAAGAAUCUCCUGCCUCAUCGCAACUGGUGCUCUAUUCGCAUGUGGACCCCAGGCAGCACGCCGCCACCCACGCCACCCAUGUCUGACCGAGGAAGAAGUCGAAGCCCAGGAGGAGGUGGAAGUUUGCUCCGAAGACUGUCCUCUAGGCGACGAAAGUCUACUUCGCAACAACCCUUUGAUGUUUCACGAGAAUCUGUGCGUGGACCUCGGCCUCCUAUUUCCGGAGGAGGUGGCCUCUUCAAGAACUUUUCUCGACGAAACUCGGUGGAUCAACAACGUCCCGGAGGUGGAGUGACUCGAACAAUGUCGCUUGGUCGCGGAGAGGCGGCGCAGCAAAGGGCUGACAUGACAUACCACGGACACUAUGGUAGCCAGGGUCAAUUCGAGGAAAACAAUAUGAGUGGUCAAUGGAGCGGCGAGUUUGAUGGCGGAUACAUAGACCACCGAGCCCAGGGCCAACAACCACGCCCUUCGGGCCUCCGUGGAGGUGGUGGUAGUGAUUACGAUGAGUUCUCGGCGGGCGAUGAGGCCCAAUUCAUGGCGCAAACGCCUCGACGAGCGCAGACCGUCAACUACCACGCCGGCCCUGCUGGCGGUUACGAAGUGGAUGACCCAUCGGUGCCUCGCCCUUUCCAUCGAACACCUACCGGGCUGUCAACAAAAGAGAUGAAACAAGCCGACAAGCACGAGGUUAACCUGGAGGGAGGCCUGGACAUCUCUCUGAACAUGGAGGUUAGCCCUAAAGACCCCACAGGCAUUACCGUCCCAUACCGAAUUUUGGUGCCCAAACUGUUUUAUGAAUAUUCGUCCAAGGACGACCUGUUCCAAGCGGCGGAGCCAACUGGCAUCAAGAGGUUCCUUAGUUUUAAAAAGAAACCCAAGGCUCCUUCCGCAGAGCUUGAAGGAGAGCCAACGGAAGAGAUGGGUAACGAUGACAGUGAAAUGUAUGACGAUAGAUACUAG